Zychaea mexicana is the source of this 1050-nucleotide messenger RNA. RefSeq lists its product as uncharacterized. The record is from RefSeq and is a predicted model, not a curated record. The coding region runs from base 10 to 1050 and encodes 346 amino acids. Lineage: Eukaryota; Fungi; Mucoromycota; Mucoromycetes; Mucorales; Lichtheimiaceae. The transcript has a single exon.
CUACUAUAAAUGCAUACUCAUAAACAACAACAUCAUGUAUUAUCGCCAUACACCAUCAUUGUACAAAGAACCACACAGAGAGUACUACUUGCGUCUGAAGAAGCAUGUCAACUCUUGGGCUAUACCUCGCCGCAUCAACUCCUGGGUCUACCAACAAAAGAACUACAGCAUCACGAUGUGCUGUUCCGAGUCCAUUACGAUGUGGGUGAACCGUAUGAUUAUUGGUGUCUCGAGCUACGACGACACCGAAAACGACAAAAACAACAACAACAAGAAAUAGAAGGGACCCAUAUAGUAAGGCUAAGUCCUUAUGGCAUCAUACAGCACGCCUAUUCCUGUUCGUCUUCAUCUUUUGAGAAGCAUCAAUACAACGGCGAGCCCAUUAUGCGACGAGUGCAUCCAGAUGACGUGCAGGCGCUUUGUCGAUGUUUAAAUGAAGCUUACCAGAACCGAUAUUCCCAGCACACAAUAUCGCUCCGAUGGCGAUAUCAACACGAAUACCGACCAUCCUUGUUUACUGUUGCCCUGGCGAGAGCAUACGACGACAACAACAAGAAGACUCACUUUAACGACGACAGCGGCAACAGUAGUGACCGAUCCAUAGGCAUCAUUAGGCCCCAUGACUUUUGUUGCUACUAUUAUGGCCGUACAAUUUUCCGCUAUGUCAUGGCAUACAUGAUCCAUCUUUUGCUUUAUACCCUGUUUUUCUUUAUGAAACCAUCAUCUACUACUACUAGUACAAACACAUCAUCAUCAUCAUCAUUAUCAUUGCUCAGCAAAAACAAGAGAAACCAUCAACAAGAACACCAUAGACGUACGAUCAAGGUGAAUAAUCAAGUUGUCGUUCAUGUCAAGCAUCAAAUGGAAGAUCAGCUCCGGGCCCGAUGCCUGACAGCGGUAGCCGAUUUGCGCUCAUUCACUGAUUCAAACACGGUGGUACAAAAAGUCUUAGAAUGGCUCGAGGGGACAGGGGUCGUCAAGAACAAGCAUGGUCUUGUGGACUCGGUCCAAGUGACAAUGGAAAAUGCUUUGGAUCGAGUACUCACUUGA